Messenger RNA from Musca domestica (house fly), 1702 nucleotides. Its product is annotated as probable cytochrome P450 4ac1. The coding region runs from base 133 to 1671 and encodes 512 amino acids. NCBI's taxonomy places the organism in Eukaryota, Metazoa, Arthropoda, Insecta, Diptera, Muscidae. The record is from RefSeq and is a predicted model, not a curated record. The transcript has 8 exons. Gene Ontology annotation, molecular function: monooxygenase activity; heme binding; oxidoreductase activity, acting on paired donors, with incorporation or reduction of molecular oxygen.
CUUAGUUUGACGCCGAAUUUCAUAGUAAACAGAUCUAACUUCGAAUGAAAGAAAAAAAUUGAAAAAAAUAUUUUAAAAAAAAAUCAAAAAAAAAUAUUAAAAAAUUUUAAAUCAAAUUCCGUAGCCAAAAUAAUGUGUUUUGUAUUUCUGGCAAUAUGUUUGAUUUUAUUCAUUUGUCUUUACAAACUGAAUGAGAAUUAUUUUGUGUUGUGUUUCUGUAAACGGGUGCGCACCAUCGAUGGCAGUAAAUUGGAGGAUAAAGUCUGUGUGGUGCCCGGCAAGGUGCCAAUGUUUGGCAAUAAUUUCGAUUUAAUUGAUAUGACACCAGAGACCAUAUUCCAUUACUCUCGCAACCAUUACCGCUAUGCCAAGGGUAAACAUUACCUUUUGUAUUUCCUCUUUACUGCGGUGUAUAGCAUCAACAAUGCCGAAGAUGCCGCCGAGCUGUUUCAGAGCACUACGAUUUUAGAGAAAUCGGUACUUUAUAAAUAUGUGGAACCAUUUUUGGGUGAGGGUCUGCUAAUUAGUUCGGAUCGCAAAUGGUUUAGUAGGCGCAAACUUUUGACCCCGGCUUUUCAUUUUAAUGUCUUGCAAACGUUCAAUGAUAUCUUCAAGGAGGAAAGCCUAAAACUCUUGAAAAAGUUGCAACACCUGCAAAAGGACGAAAUCGAAAUAAACGAUAUUGUGACAGAAUUCACUUUGAACAAUGUCAUCGAAACCGCCUUGGGUGUCAAAUUGGAUGACAUGAAAGGAAGUGCCCAAUAUCGCCAUACCAUCCAUGACAUCGAAGAGGUCAUUUUGGAAAGAAUCUACAAUCCUCUGAUGUAUUACGAUUUCGUGUUUAGACUCUUCGGGAGAUAUAAGAAACACAAGGAAGAUUUGAAAAUAGCCAGUAAUUUCAGUAGUAAAAUUAUCCAAAAGAAACGUGAGGAGUAUCGCAAGAAGAAGGAAAUGGAGAAGCAACAAGACAAUGAGGUUGACGAUUUUGGCAAGAAGAAACGUUAUGCCAUGUUGGAUACGCUGCUGGAUGAGGAAUCCAAGGGCAACAUUGAUCACGAGGGUAUUUGUGAUGAAGUCAACACAUUUAUGUUUGAGGGUUACGAUACAACUUCAACAUGUCUGAUUUUUACAAUUUUGAAUUUGGCAUUGCAUCCGGAUGUCCAGAAGAAAUGCAGAGAGGAAAUUGCCAACAUAGGUGACUUCUCUUCCCUGACCGUUUUCGAUUUCAACAAAUUGGAAUAUUUGGAAUGUGUGCUGAAGGAGACAUUGCGUCUCUAUCCCUCGGUGCCAUUCAUUGCCCGCACCUGUGUCGCUGAGACGCGUAUAAAUGGUUUAAUCCUUCCCACAAAUAGUCAAAUAAAUGUUCAUGUCUAUGACAUCAUGAGAGAUCCAAGACAUUUCCCGAAUCCCACUGAAUUUAAGCCGGAGCGGUUUACACCAGAAAAUUCUGUGGAUCGUCAUCCGUUUGCCUUCGUACCAUUUAGUGCUGGUUCGAGAAAUUGCAUAGGACAAAAAUUUGCCAUUUUGGAAAUGAAAGCAGUUUUGGUGGCCCUGCUGAGUAAUUUUGAAAUUUUACCCGUUACCAAGUUGGAGGAUUUGAUAUUUGAAUAUGGCAUUAUAUUGAGAACAAAGCAAAAGAUUUAUGCUAAGCUUAAGAAAAUUGAAAAAUAAAGAAUGAGAAAGAAAUGAGAAAGUAAAGAAA